GAAGAGAGAUUAGAUGCUCUGUUUCGGUUCCUUAAGAGAUUGAGGAGAUUCUAUAUGUGUACAUUGAGAUGGUUCCUCCAAUAAUUUAUAAGUAUCAGCGAAGGAGAGAUCGGAGACUUGGAAGGGUCGAUGGUAGUUCAGUGAUGAUGACUCGUCGGAGACCCGACUCCGAUUUUAUCGAGGUAAGUGAUGAGAAUCGCUCGUUGGGUUUAUUUAAGGAGGAUGAUGAAAAAAAUCGAGAUUUGGGUUGCAUUGAUGAGACUGAAACUAGACAUGGUUCCACUGGUUUGCUUCUUCAAUGUCAUGAUGGUAGUUGUUGCCUCGACAAGGAUAAGAGCAAUAGCUUGGAUGAUUUGUUCUCUGGGUUCGUUUAUAAAGGUGUGAGGAGGAGGAAAAGGGAUGACUUUGGAAGUAAAACAACAAGUAAUCUUGUUUCUCAUCAAAUUGCUGAUGAUGAUGAUAGUGUUUCUGAAUCACAUAUUGAAAGGCAAGAAUGCAGUGAAUAUCAUGUUGAAGUAAGAAGAGUUUCUCCAUACUUUCAGGGAUCUAGUGUUUCACAACAGUCCAAAGAAGAGUGUGAUUCUGAUAGUGUUUGUUCUCAAAGUGGAAGAAAUUGUAGGAAAGGAUGCAGCAAAGUUCAAGCUAAAGUCCCAAGAGUUUCUCCAUACUUCCAGUCAUCAACUAUUUCACAAUGUGAUUCUGACAUUGUUUCUUCUUCUCAAAGUGGAAGAAAUUAUAGGAAAGGAAGUAGCAAACGUCAAGCUAAAGUCCGAAGAGUUUCGCCAUAUUUCCAGGAAUCAACUGUUUCAGAACAGCCAAGCCAGGCUCCUCCUAGAGAUUUGCGUCAGUAUUUUAAGGUCGUGAAAGUUUCAAGAUAUUUCCAUGCGGAUGGAAUUCAAGUCAAUGAAUCACAAAAGGAGAAAUCAACAAGGGUGAGGAAAACUCCUGUUGUGAGCCCUUCACUUUCGCUUUCUCAGAAGACCGAUGAGGCAUACUUGCGGAAAACGCAUGAUAACACAUGGGUGCCUCCACGAUCUCCAUGUAAUCUGCUUCAAGAAGAUCAUUGGCAUGAUCCUUGGCGGGUGCUGGUCAUAUGUAUGCUUCUCAACAAAACAUCUGGUGCACAGACGCGGGGAGUGAUAGCAGAUUUGUUUACAUUGUGUCCUGAUGCAAAGACUGCAACAGAAGUUGAAGGAAAAGAGAUAGAGAGUCUAAUAAAACCUCUUGGACUACAAAAGAAGAGAGCCAAAAUGAUUCAACGGUUUUCUCUCGAGUAUCUUCAAGAGAGCUGGACUCAUGUCACUCAACUGCAUGGCAUUGGAAAGUAUGCAGCGGAUGCGUAUGCGAUAUUCUGUAACGGGAAAUGGGAUCGCGUGAAGCCUAAUGAUCAUAUGCUAAACUAUUAUUGGGAAUUCCUCAGGAUUCGAUAUAAGUUAUGAGUGGGAAGGUAAAAAGUAUAUAUUUGUCCUAAUUUGCUCUGUUUUUUGUUUGUUGUCAAUGUCACCAAUGUCUAAAAGUUGUAAAUGAAAAUCUUGUCUUAUA
Arabidopsis arenosa is the source of this 1542-nucleotide messenger RNA. The record is from the annotation of a GenBank genome assembly. Lineage: Eukaryota; Viridiplantae; Streptophyta; Magnoliopsida; Brassicales; Brassicaceae.